AGACAAAUGCGUGAGUAAGUGUGUGACAGCAUCAUGUAAUAACUGAACUGAAAUAUGUUAUUUGCAUCCCUCGGUGAAAAUCCUGGUCACGUGACUCCGGGAUGAGCCAGAUUAAGGCUCUGCUUGUUGCCAGUCCUCCUCCACCAGUGGAAACAUCCGAACAUCGUCUCUGACAUACACUCGAUGUGGCGGAACUAGAAGCGGUCCGUAUUUUUUUAGGACACUGUAGCGUUGAAUAAUUCAUUUUCGGCGGCAUUCAUGAAAUAACUUGAAAUUCAUAGCAGAAUAACACCAUGAUUUCGCCGUGGGACCGGUGGUACUCGACUAGCUGCUGCCUCUGCUGCCAUGUACGGACGGGCACCAUUAUUCUGGGAAUAUGGUAUAUGCUCAUCAAUGCGGUGGUUCUACUCAUCUUGUUGUCGGCUCUCAAUGACCCGAUUCAAUACCGCUACCACCUUACCAGCUCUGAGCUGGGGACUGACAUCGACGUGAUGGACGAUGCAAAUAUCUGCAUAGCCACUGCGAUAUCCCUGCUCAUGAUUCUUAUAUGUGGUAUGGCAACAUAUGGUGCUUACAAGCAACAUGCUGCUUGGAUCAUUCCGUUCUUCUGCUACCAAAUCUUCGACUUUGCCCUGAACACACUGGUAGCCAUUAGUGUUGUUGUUUAUCCCAACACGGUACAGGACUACCUCCAGCAACUGCCAGGGACAUUCCCUUACAAAGAGGACAUCAUGUCCACCAACAACAUGUGCCUAGUUUUUGCAGUCCUGCUGUUCAUUGGCUGCAUCCUCUCCUUCAAGGCCUACCUGAUUGGCUGUGUGUGGAACUGCUACAGAUAUGUGACCGGCCGGGGUACCACGGAGGUCCUGGUGUAUGUCACCACCAAUGACACCACGCUCAGUGAAUUGAUACCUCUAAAUGUACAAGGUAAGAAUUAUAGACACCACUGGUAAUGUGAUAUGUAUGUCAUAGAUUACAUAGCUUGACGUGUGCUUAGAUUAGCAGAAUGUAUUGUUUUAGAAUUAAAUCAACACAUUUUUGAAAGCAGUAAAUGCUAAACUCGGGGAAAAAACUAAUUAACCUCAGAUUUGACACAUUUUCUGAAUCCAUAUAAUGAAGGAAGACAGCAAUCUGUUCACUAUGGAAAAUGAUCUCACUGCUGACAAUUUGUUUUUUAAUUUGUAUUGUUUAAAUAUAUGCUAGAGCAUACUGUACAUGUAUGUAAAACAUAUCGACAUCAUCAACUUCACAAUAAAAUCAGGACACAUAUCACAGUGUAUUGCCAAUUAUCAGUCGAUCAGAAAGCGGUGCAUCUCAGUUGUCUAGCAGUAGGUGCUGUAGAUCCUCCUUAGCUGUGAUUGGCCGGCUUUGCAGAGCCGCUUCCUCCCUCGUCCAUCAUCCCACUUGGUCCCUGUCAGUGUUGACUCAUGGGGUUUCUGAGAGGCUUUAGCUUGGUCACGCUUUCCAUUCGUCUGUCUGUAAUCCACCUGUUGAUACAUCGCUCAUUAAUCUGUCUCACCUGCUGUCGUCUCAAUAUGUAGCGCCUCAUCAGUCCGUCCAUUUGUCCUUCUCAUGGACAUGACUCAGGAAGUAAUCCAUAGGGUCUUAUAUCACACUGUGUACCAUGUGUCCAUAUAUUCAAUACGUUUGAAAUGAGACACUCAGUUUAGAAAAUACUUUAUUGGGAAAUGAUUUGAGAAUGUAAUUAGAUA
Molecule: messenger RNA, 1712 nt
Organism: Notothenia coriiceps (black rockcod)
Lineage: Eukaryota; Metazoa; Chordata; Actinopteri; Perciformes; Nototheniidae
Gene: laptm4b
Product: lysosomal protein transmembrane 4 beta
Exons: 7
Coding region: 294-953 (219 amino acids)
Cellular component (GO): lysosomal membrane
Source: RefSeq, a predicted model, not a curated record